This is a messenger RNA of Nerophis lumbriciformis (worm pipefish), 1053 nucleotides long. The record is from RefSeq and is a predicted model, not a curated record. NCBI's taxonomy places the organism in Eukaryota, Metazoa, Chordata, Actinopteri, Syngnathiformes, Syngnathidae.
AUGGUCCUCUACACGAGUUGUAUAUUAAAGCAUUCAUCCACUUGGACGGUGAAUAAUUUCCUCAUGACUGGACCAAAGGCUUUUCUUACCUAUGCAAGCAGCGUGCAAGUGGGUGCGCAAAGUGGAAUACUGGAGUGCAAACACCAGUUUGCUUGGGAAAGAUGGAACUGUCCACACAGUACCCUUCAGCUGUCCACGCAUAACAGUCAUCGUAUUGCUACAAAAGAGACGUCCUUUGUUCAUGCCAUCAGUGCUGCAGGAGUGAUGUACACUCUCACUAAAAACUGCAGCAUGGGAGACUUUGACAAAUGCGGUUGUGAUGAUUCCAGAAUUGGACAGACAGGUGGAAGAGGAUGGAUUUGGGGAGGCUGUAGUGAUAAUGUGGCGUUUGGAGAGAAGAUCUCCAAGCAGUUUGUGGAUGCAUUGGAAGAUGGCCAUGAUUCGCGCGCUGCGGUCAACCUGCAUAACAACGAGGCUGGGAGACUAGCAAUUAAAGCUACAAUGAGGAGAGCCUGCAAGUGUCACGGUGUGUCAGGGAGCUGCAGCAUCCAAACAUGUUGGAUGCAGCUGGCCGACUUCAGAGAGGUGGGCGCCUAUCUGAAAAUAAAGCAUUCCCAAGCCAGGAAGCUGGAAGUGGACAAGAGGUCGAUGAGAGCCGGCAACAGCGCUGACAACAGAGGUGCCAUUACGCACGCUUUCCGCAACAUUCCGCGGACAGAGCUCAUUUUCUUCGAGGACUCCCCGGAUUACUGCGUUAGGAACCAGAGCCUAGGCUUCAAGGGCACCGAGGGUCGGGAGUGUCUGAAGGGGGACAAGAGCAUGUCCCGGUGGGAACGAAAGACCUGCCGCAGGCUCUGCUACGAAUGCGGCCUCCGAGUGGUGAAGAAGCACAUGGAAGUUGUCAGCAGCUGUAAUUGCAAAUUCCACUGGUGCUGCACGGUUAAAUGUGACAAAUGCACUCAAACUGUAACGAAAUAUUACUGUGCGCGCAAGGACAGUGGCAGAAAAGCGCAUAACAAUGCACAACGAAAGCAUCGUGCGCGUGGACAUUGA